UUGACAUGGCGGAUAAAAACAUUAAGCGAAGAAAGGCCUACGAUAAGGCAAGAAGCACUGUAGGACCCGUGUUAAUAUAGGAUCAGCUUUCCAGUGCUGGAGAGAACUGAAGGAGCUGGAAGGCCUGUGAUGGGACGCCGAGAGAUUUAAGUAAAGUUGGCUGCAUAUUAAAUAUUAAAUAAAGAUGGUCGUAUGUAUUAAAAAGACAUUUCCCUCAAAAGUUCCUUCUCGAUAGUCUCUGAUCUUUCUGGCCUGCAUAGCAGCAGUGGGCCUGGUCUUGUGCCUGUUGCUGCUGGGCAUCUAUUUAAGUUGCCUGUGCUUCUGGCGUAGGAAAGAGGCUGAAGAGACCAAGAGGCCCGACACUUGCUGUGUCACAUGGGCUGCGGUGAUCACAGGCCUGGUCAUAUGCUGCAGCACAUAGAGUCUAGGGAGUGGCCAGUUAGCUGUCCACAAAGCUCCGAUCAUAUAACCGAAACCAUUAUGUGAAUUGAUGGCUGAAAGCCCAGCUGUAGGAAAUGAGGACAUCUCUGAGGCCUCUGAUCUUGUUCUACCUUCCAACAACCAAUCAGCAGCUUAGUGUUAGGACUUGUGUAGUUCUGCAGUGGGAGUGGGUUUCUAUGGCAACAGCGAAACCAACGACGGAAUCUACCAAAUGACCUAUUCACUCUAUAACACCAAUCACACUUUGUCUGGCAUCGAUAGUCAGGUGUCUGGCUCUUUGAGCAACAUGCGGCUGCGACUAAAGGAGCACCUCGCACGGCUGGAUGAGAUCUUUUCGCCUCGGCAGGACUACACCCAGACUGUUCGCUUCAUGCAGCAGAUGGCUGACAAUAUCAUCCGAGAGCUCACUGCCAUGCCCAAUAUCAGCCAGGCCAGACAGGACCUUGCAACAGUCGCUGACCAGGCCAGCUACAUGGAGUACUACAGAUGGCUGAUGUAUCUUCUGCUGCUGAUUCUAGACCUGGUCAUCUGUCUGGGAUGCUGUUUAGGACUGGCGAAGCAUUCUCGCUGGCUGCUCGCUCUUAUUAUGGUGUUAGGUAUGCUGACACUUAUACUGAGCUGGGUAUCACUCGGAGUGGGCAUGGUUACUGCAGUGGGUGCCAGUGACUUUUGUGUGGCACCUGAUAAAUUUAUCGUGAAUCAAACAAAAGACUUUCUGAGAGAAGAUGUAGUCCAUUACUACCUUUACUGCAGCCAGACGUUACCCAAUCCUUUUCAGAAGUCACUGACCAUCUUCCAGAGGUCCCUGACCACCAUGCAGAUUCAGGUCCAAGGCUUGCUACAGUUAUCUGUCUCUAUCUUCCCUACUGCAGAGAGGGAUCUGUUGGGGAUUCAAGGAGUCUUAAAUGCCACAGAAUUCAGCUUGCACCAGCUCACAGCCUGGUUAGACUGCCGGAGUUUGCAUAAGGACUAUCUGGAUGCCCUGGUGGGAUUGUGUUAUGAUGGGGUAGAGGGCCUACUCUACCUCUGCCUCUUUUCCGUGCUGGCAGCUGGUGCUUUCUGCGCCAUGCUGUGCACUAUUCCACGGGCAUAUAUUCUUGUGGCCAGCAGGAACAGAAACUGUGACGACAUAGACGAAGAGGACCCAUUUAAUCCACAGUCACGACACAUGGCCCCAUACAGCACAAGCCGUGCAAAUGUGCACAGCUUCUGCAGCUACAGCAGCAGCUUGGGCAGCCAGAGCAGCCUGCAUCCACCAUUGCCCAUCACCUCCACUGCUCCCCCUCCAGAAUACAUGAAUCAGUCGAUGCUGUUUGCUGGAAAUCCUCGCUAUGAAAAUGUGCCGCUGAUUGGAAGAGGUUCACCACCGCCCUCGUAUUCACCCAGCAUGAGGACCACAUACCUGUCUAUGACUGAUGCCCAGAUACGACACUUUGGAAAUGACUACCAGGUGUAACGUGUGAGUGGCCGAAACCUGAACUAGCCGCAACCGCUCUGGAAAACUCAUAUAUGGUUCGAUGUUUAUCUUUCUGGAUACAUGUCCCUCGUUCUUCUCGUGGAGGAAUUCAAGACCUACAGUCAGUGUUAUUGACCAACUCUGAGGAAGUACUCAAUAGAGUCUAUUCAAAAUCCUCUGAAGAGGAGGCCAUCCAGGCAACCACCAACCACCAUGUAAAUACAACUUUUAAGUCUGUACAGAAAAAAUGUACCAAGAAAGUCAAAGAUAACUGAAAGGCUUGUUAUGGAAAUAAGGGUGUUUGUGUAGCAAACACCCUUAUUUCCAUAACAAGCCUUUCAGUUAUCUUUGAUUUUUUUUUGUGAUGGGAUGAAUUCAUACAGGAACCAAAAUAAAUUCCACCACAAUUCAUGUUCUGCAUUCUAAAGAAUAAUGGUGCUGCUACCUGUUGAGCUUCUGUACAUAAUUUUGUCAUCUCGAUGCAAUGAAGUUUUACUUCAUAUCUAGUCAGUUCAUUGUCAAGCAUUGAGAACUUUAUCACAUGCCAGGACUGUAGGUUUUCCAUGUGUUGAAAGAUCUGAUAUAUUUUUAGGCUGAUAUCUUUUACGCUGAGAUUUAAGAGAAUCUCUGGGUUGAAAAAGCUUUCUGUUACCCAAUGCAAGGUCAAGGCUGAAGCAGGAAAUAUUUUAUUCUAUGUAUGCUGAUGUAAUGAAUGUAUGAAUAUACCUGAGCUCCACGUGUUUUUAUAGACAUCCGAUCUGAAUAAGAAGUUUUACAUCACUCUGUGAAUGACAUGAUGAACAAAACUGAAAUUGUACUUAUACUGUUAAUGAUAUAUAGCCUGAAUUCUAACAAUUAUGAAAUCUUUUUUCUCAGACAUUUUCUAUUGUUUAUGCUUUGGACCAGUUUGGAAAAUGUAAAACUUGUUUGAAUAAAUAAUUUGUUCAUUUUA
Molecule: messenger RNA, 2849 nt
Organism: Tachysurus fulvidraco (yellow catfish)
Lineage: Eukaryota; Metazoa; Chordata; Actinopteri; Siluriformes; Bagridae
Gene: ttyh2l
Product: tweety homolog 2, like
Exons: 15
Coding region: 653-1897 (414 amino acids)
Cellular component (GO): plasma membrane
Molecular function (GO): intracellularly calcium-gated chloride channel activity; volume-sensitive chloride channel activity
Source: RefSeq, a predicted model, not a curated record